AUGGAGAAGACGAGCGAUCCCGCGCCCCAGGAUCUGGAGGCCCCCAAUGCCCCCGUCAAGCAAUCCAGCGUCCUGCAGAAAUGGCAACAGAACCUGUCCACCACCCAUGCCGACCUCGUCUGUCUUCUCCUCUGCUUCCUAACGGGACUAUGCGAUAGCAGCGCCUACAACGCAUGGUCCUGUUUCCUCGGCAUGCAAACCGGAAACACCAUCUUCCUGGGCCUCGGUGCCUCCAACCAGCCCUCCAGCAAGCCGUGGGGCUGGCUGAAGUCCAUGGUCUCGAUCCUGGCCUUUUUCUUCGGCGCCAUGAUCUUCUCGACCGUCAUGCGCAGUGUCGGCGCCCUCCGCCGGGGAACUCUCUUCGUCUCCUUCCUCGCCCAAAUGAUCCUCAUCAUCAUCGCCGUUGCCCUCAUCGAAGCCGAUCUCAUCCCCCACACCUCCAGUGACGCCUCCCUGGACGGGGGGCCGCUGUUCCUCGAGUUGAUCCCCAUCGCGCUCUUGGCUUUCCAGUCCGCGGGCGGAAUGACGUGCAGUCGCGCGCUGGGCUAUAAUGAAAUCCCGACCGUGGUUCUGACCAGUGUCUACUUUGAUAUUGCGUCGGAUCCCAAGAUCACGGAUAAGCCGACCGCCAAUGUGAAGCGGAAUCGUCGCGUGGGCGGGGUGGUCGCUCUGCUGAUCGGCGCGAUUGUGGGCGGUUGGUUGAGUCGCAGCAGCGGGGGCAUGGAAUCUGCUCUUUGGAUGGCGGCUGGUUUGAAGUUCGUCGCUGCCUUUGGAUGGUUGUUCUGGAAGGCGGCCCCCGCCAAAUAG
This is a messenger RNA of Penicillium olsonii, 807 nucleotides long. The record is from the annotation of a GenBank genome assembly. NCBI's taxonomy places the organism in Eukaryota, Fungi, Ascomycota, Eurotiomycetes, Eurotiales, Aspergillaceae.